Messenger RNA from Salvia miltiorrhiza (redroot sage), 1463 nucleotides. RefSeq names its product F-box/kelch-repeat protein At3g23880-like. Lineage: Eukaryota; Viridiplantae; Streptophyta; Magnoliopsida; Lamiales; Lamiaceae. Gene Ontology annotation, molecular function: protein binding. The record is from RefSeq and is a predicted model, not a curated record. Bases 137 to 1240 code for a protein of 367 amino acids. The transcript has a single exon.
UUAACGAUUUCUUCUUCUUUCACGAUUUCUAAUUCUAACCAGUGCUAAGCCGUUUCACUCAAAUCCGUCUAUCAUUUCCUCUCUUAAAUCCUACCACCAGCAUCCUCUCUCUCUCUCUCUCUCUCUCUCUCUCGAAAUGGCACAAUCUCAGGGAACAAGUGUCUCCCUCAACACUGAAAUCGUGCUACCGAACGACGUUAUCAUCGAGAUUCUCAGCUGGCUCCCAGUAAAAUCCCUCUUGAAAUUCAAAUGCGUCUGCAGAUCAUGGCGAGCCCUAAUUUCCAGCCGACGCUUCAUCAAAGCCCAACUCGAGAGCUCAAAAUCAGCCCCAAAUUUAGCCCGCGAUAUGCUCGCUAUUCCCUGUGAAGAUGAAAUACGUAAUCUUAAGGUGUGUUCGGUUAGUUCGAUGCUGCAUGAAUCUGUUUCUCAAGUAUACGAUUUCAGUUAUCCAUUCGAUUCAUCAUCUUGUGUGGUGGAAAGUUCGCGUGAUGGUUUACUACUACUGUCGUCGUCAGACGAAAUGAUUCUGUGGAACCCAUCUACGAGAACUUGGAAAACUCUUCCUGAUUUCGACCAGGAAUUCGUUCAUGGGUAUGAAUUAUGUUAUGAUAAAUCGAGUGAUGACUAUAAAGUGGUGGCGUUUUCCGAUUCUUCAAAUUCAAUAGUAACAGUUUAUAGUUUGGGGAAUGAUGAGUGGAAAAGGAUCAAGGAUAUAAGUAGUCUGGUGAUGGGAGGUAGUUUGGUGAUGACUUGCAAUGCGUUUGCAAAUGGGAAGUUGUAUUGUUUGAUUGAGCCGGACUUUGGAUCCUAUUCGGAUAUUCUCUCCCUUGAUUUGGAGGAGGAGGAGUUUGAGAUACUGCAAAUGCCAAGCUAUGUGAAGGUUAUUAAUGGUUCAUCUUUGGCAGUGUCUGAGGGGUCGCUGUUCUUGCUCUGCCCUCAUCUGAAUAUGACUCGUGCAGAUGUGUGGAUCUUGGAUGGUUGUAGUGUGGGAACCAGGAAUUGGACUAAGGUCGUUACUAUGCCCUGUUGCCCUGAUGGUCGUUGGACGUAUGCUACAUAUUCAAGGUUAUUGUAUGUGUUGAAGAAUGGUCUGGUAAUGUUCUGUAUUGUUGAUACUAUUGUGGUGUACAAUACAAAGGAUGGCUCGUUUAGGUAUCAUCAUAUUGGAGACACUGAUGGUAUAGAAUAUACUUAUGUUGAAAGUUUAGUUUCACCGUUGGGAUGUUGUGAUACUGAAUGAAGAAGGUGCAUCUUUGUUUGUGCUGUUUGCUAAUUUCCGAUGUUGGAACUAUAUCUUUUGUAUUUGCAUGGUGACGAAGGGAUUUUUCCUCAGCCGCUAUAGGGUUCUCGUACCACUCGUGUUAGCCCUCCAUUUCUCCAUUGGAGGUUUUCCCCUAAUUAUUUUCCUUUUUAAAAAUCUCUGUAUCUGCAUUUGGUGGUUUUUAUAUUUACUUAUUUUCUUG